Molecule: messenger RNA, 5952 nt
Organism: Linum trigynum
Lineage: Eukaryota; Viridiplantae; Streptophyta; Magnoliopsida; Malpighiales; Linaceae
Source: the annotation of a GenBank genome assembly
AGGCGAUUUUAAGAUAGUGUCGUGACUUUUUAAAACAUAAAUUAAGUUAAAGUUCUCGUAAAUUAUAUAGGUUCGUUUCGUUCUUCCACUUGUGUGAAAUGUAGUUAUCGAUCUUAUCCAUGUAGUAAUCAAUUUACGAGCCUCGUAUAACUGAGUGUAUUCAUAUACCAACAAGCUUGUUAUCUAGCGAUAUCAUGGAGUUUCCAUGAACUCUUUGGUUUUCUCCUUCCCUUUAGUGUAGGUUUUGGUAGAUAUGUCUAUGGAAAAAAAAGAGUAAAAAAAAUACUUAAUAAUGGCGAAUAUAUAAAUAUUGUCACAACUUAAUCAAUUAGUUAGAUAAAGAUUAUUAUGAAUGCUUGUCGGUUAUAUCUUUCCUCGUUGAAAUGAUAAGGUGGUUGUCUUCUCGUACUAAGAUCUCGAGUUUGAAAUUCAAUCUAGUCGUAUCAUCAUUGGUUGAUGUUUCAUUAACACAGGGCAUUUGGUCUAGUGGUAUGAUUCUCGCUUAGGGUGCGAGAGGUCCCGAUUUCAAUUCUCGGAAUGCCCCUCUUUAAAUACAUUUAUAGUUAGUUUUAGUCAAAACAAAUAGUUUUAAUGUUUCAUCCCUAUUAUAGUAUACUAACUACACUAUCUCCUAUAAGAAGAAAAUAUAUGGAUAUCAAUGCAUGAUUAGGAGACUUAUAGUCCAAUUAUUGAAUUAUUUUAUUGAUAUGAGUAAUUUAUUUCAGAUUAUGAUACAAAGAGAUGCCACAUCACAUGAUCUGGUGAAAGCUUGGAUAAUCAAUUAUUAAAUUUGGCAAAAUUCCCUCUUGGGGAAAUUAACAAAUAUAAUUGAAGAAACUUAUGUACUAUUGGCUCUUGGGAAUUGGGAUAGUGCUGUGGGCAAGUUGUACAUUUGAAGCAUUCUAGCAACUCAUUGGAGGCCAUGACCUUUGAAAAUUGGUCGAUUAAUUUCUGUAAUUAAAAAAAACACAAUAAUAGCUAUAAAUAGCAAAAGUCAAAUUAAUCAAAUUGGGGACGUGGAAUAUGAAAUUAAUAUAAUUAUGAAACGUUCCAAAGUCAACUAUUGUGGUAAUUGGGUGUUGGGUUAUUCAUAUGAAUAUGAUCACUCAUGUCAUAGUAGAUAAGCAUUUUGUGGUAUUGUUGGAUAGGUUAGACAAUAAUAGGGAUUUUGUUUGUCGAUCGGUUAAGUUUGAAUCAACAACUAACUGAUAGAUGGAUCGAUCUCGAACACAAGAUGGCAAGAUAUACUUUUUUCAUGAAAGAACCCGUCUUUUUAUCUCAACAUGCAAUUUUUCUUGAUAACUUAAUUCUUAUCGAUCAAGCAUACCCAAAACAAUGACUUAAUUAAAAAACCUUGAUACAAUUAGGGAAAGAAAUGUCGACAUGCAGACAUGAGACAACAACUCACCAAUAAAUAUUGUCAUGUUUCCUUUGUUGACAAAAUAACGCAACGCGUCAUUGAGGUAAGUUCAUUUCGAUCUAUUAUAUGUUAUUUUUCAGUGAAGUAGCGAUCAUUACUAUCAGAUGAAGAAUAAACAAAAUACGCUCGCUAAGGGAGUUGGUUUCUAAAGGAGUUAAAGUCUAUAAUAGGCGUGGAAAGCAAUAGAGAGAGCUUGAAGGGAUCAAUCAAAUUCAAAAAUAGGCGUGGGGAGCAAGACCUUAUGUCAGUUGCGCAAAGCACACACUAUAGUUAGCUGAAAUUGUCUUGCACCAUUAAAACCGUUUGCAUGUCAAGCUGUAAGUCGAUUUAGAACAACAAAAGUCCCUCAAGAUGAUACCGAAUUUCGGAAUGAUAGAAGUCCUCGUAAUGACAUUGUUCCAAGGAAUCACCGAAUCCCCCUAUCUUGCACCAUUAAAACCGUUUGCAUGGCAUAGGCCUACCCUCCCGUAAUCCAAAACUUGGCCUACUUCAUACUUUUGAGUGAAAUAGAGGUAUAGUUUGCAAUAUCUUGUGCUUACUCCAACAUCUCAUACUAGUGUGACCAAAGUUAUAAUUUUACAUAAAAUCGAAAAUAAAGAAAGAAAAAUGUUCAUAAUGAUAAGGUCGAAUCAUCGCAAAUUAAGGGAAAUAGUGGUAUAACACAUAUGCCAAUCGGAUGUCGAAAAUUUUAUAUAAUAUUUCAAUAUGUCAACAUAUGUAAUAGUAAGUGACUAUACAAGUUCAUUUUCAUGAAUACAAUAUGAAUAUAAUUUGUAUGUACUUUUUUUUAAUAGAAUAAAUUUUUAAUAGAAUGAUUUCCAUAAUACUAAAACUAUAUCGAUGCGUGAUUGUAUUAGGAGUAAAAUAUAACUACUGACUAUUUUUUUUCCAAAAUAAUUGUAAGAUUUAAAUGAUUUAUUCCUAUAAAAUCACAAAAAUAGUUACCACAAAUUCUGUUUUUUUUUUUUUUUAAAAUCCCCAGACUAUUACAUACCAACUUCCCCGUUCUGUCAUAAAAGAAAGAAAAAAAAAACCCCCUUCGAUCAGCUUCCACGCGCCUUUCCAAUGCGGUGAAAGCCAAGCGGCGGCCGUAUACAAAUACCCGGGAAAUCCGAAAAUCUUGAAGAACGAGUUCUCCCCUUUCCUACAAGGACACAGCCACCCGACUCAACGAGCCGCCAAGUACCUAGAUCUCUCUCGUCUCUCCCGCCGCCCCGCCCCAAAGCUGAAAAGCCUCCACCUUUUUUCUUUUCCAGUUCCUUUUUUCGUUUUCCACCCUUUCUCUCCAGUAAUCACAAGAGCUUUUGACGCAGAGCUGAUCGGAGCAGGUCUGAAACCGUCAGUCUGUGUUUCUGUUCAGCUGCCGAGGCGACAGAGCUAGUUGGGUUUUCCCCGCUUUCAAUUCUGGCGAUUUAAAUCGGCUGGUUUCCGCAGGCGGGAGUUAUGCGAGGAAAGUGUUUGUUAAAAUGCCUCAGUUAAAAAAAAAUGGAAUCCCCAAUGAAAAAGUGAAGCGUUUUGUGGGGUGGGUUGGUGGUACUGAGAGUCUGAGGCCCCUUUUAUGAAGGUCAAGACAGGUAAUAACUGAAACCGUGACAAGAGGGCGCGAGCCCAUCUGCGAUAUAUUGGGUUGUGUGUACGAAGGUGGGAGAAUUCGGAGAAAGGGAAGAGAAGAAGAAGAUGGACGGUUUGCUGGGGAGAAGGAUGUUCAACGUCUCGGUGUGUGGGCAGGAUGAGCUGGAGCACAUAUCAAGAGAUGGCAGCCAUUACAGCCUCUCGACUGGGAUACUUCCAUCUCUCGGCGCCAGGAGUAACCGGAGGGUCAGGCUCAAGAAUUUCAUUAUCUCGCCUUAUGAUCGUCGUUACAGGAUAUGGGAGACAUUCCUCAUUGUCUUGGUCAUUUACACAGCUUGGGUAUCACCUUUCGAGUUCGGGUUUCUUAGAAAACCAGAAGGGCCACUCUCAAUUACCGAUAACAUUGUGAAUGGAUUCUUUGCUGUGGAUAUCAUUCUCACCUUCUUUGUGGCUUACCUCGACAAAUCAACUUACCUUCUAGUGGACAACCGAAGACAGAUUGCUUGGAAGUACGCCAGGACAUGGUUGGCCCUUGAUGUCAUUUCCAUCAUCCCGUCUGAACUCGCUUGGAAACUCUCCCCUAAGCCAUUCAGGUCAUAUGGCUUGUUUAACAUGCUCCGUCUAUGGCGUCUUAGGAGAGUCAGUUCCCUCUUUUCAAGAUUGGAGAAAGAUAGGAACUACAACUACUUCUGGGUUCGAUGUGCCAAGCUCAUUUGUGUCACCCUUUUUGCUGUGCAUUGUGCUGGAUGCUUCUAUUAUCUUAUCGCUGCUCGCUACCACAACCCAGAAAGAACAUGGAUUGGAGCAUCUCUUGGGAAUAACUUUCUGGAAAGGGGAUUGUGGAUUCGAUAUGUUACUUCAAUGUACUGGUCUAUUACUACUCUCACAACAGUUGGCUAUGGCGAUCUGCAUCCUGUCAACACAAGAGAGAUGAUAUUUGACAUCUUCUACAUGCUCUUCAACCUUGGAUUGACUGCGUACUUGAUCGGUAACAUGACCAACUUAGUUGUUCAUGGUACCAGUCGAACCAGAAGAUUUAGGGAUACCAUACAAGCUGCUUCAAGUUUUGCUCAUAGAAACCAGUUACCAGUGAGGCUACAAGAUCAAAUGCUUGCACAUUUGUGUUUGAAAUUCAGAACGGAUUCAGAGGGACUGCAGCAGCAGGAGACCCUUGAUUCUCUUCCGAAAGCCAUUCGGUCAAGCAUUUCACAUUACCUGUUCUACUCUCUAGUUGACAAAGUCUAUCUGUUUCGCGGGGUUUCAAAUGACUUGCUUUUUCAGUUGGUGUCAGAGAUGAAAGCUGAGUAUUUCCCUCCCAAAGAAGAUGUGAUUUUGCAGAAUGAAGCACCAACUGAUUUCUAUAUACUAGUCACUGGUGCCGUGGAUCUACUUGUUCUCAAGAAUGGAGUGGAACAGGUGGUUGGGGAGCUUAAGACUGGUGAUCUUUGUGGUGAGAUUGGAGUGCUUUGUUACAAACCACAGCUGUUUACUGUGAGGACCAAAAGAUUGUGUCAGCUGCUUCGAAUGAACAGAACUACAUUCUUGAAUAUCGUUCAAGCCAAUGUUGGAGAUGGGACAAUCAUAAUGAACAAUCUUCUUCAGCAUUUGAAAGAUCUCAAGGAUCCUAUAAUGGAGGGAGUUCUGCUCGAGACAGAGAACAUGCUGGCUCAUGGAAGAAUGGACAUUCCUCUCAGCCUAUGCUUUGCUGCAAUGAGAGGAGAUGAUCUCUUGUUACACCAGCUACUCAAACGUGGUUUAGAUGCAAAUGAAUCUGACAACAACAACAGAGCAGCUCUGCACAUCGCAGCGUCGAAAGGAAGUGAGAACUGUGUGCUUCUUCUGCUGGAUUAUGGUGCUGAUCCCAACUGCCGAGACUCGGAUGGCAACGUGCCACUAUGGGAGGCCAUCAAAGCCGGCCACUCGGGAGUAGUGAAGCUGCUUCAAGAAAACGGCGCCACCAUACAGUCAGGAGAUGUCGGCCACUUCGCGUGCACUGCAGCCGAGGAGAACAACCUCGACCUGCUCAAGGAGAUCGCCCGCCAUGGAGGUGACAUCACAGCGGCCAAGACCAGCAACGGCAGCACAGCGCUCCACGUGGCGGUCUGCGAGGACAAUGCCGAGAUCGUCAGGUACCUACUCGAACAAGGCGCCGACGCUGACAAGCCGGACGUCAACGGGUGGACACCUCGCGAUCUGGCCGAUCAGCAGGGCCACGAGGAGAUCCAGAACAUGUUCAAGACAUCGAGCAAAGAACCGAAAGAUCAUCUACAGCCCACACCACCAAUGGUUUCGUCGAUACCGGAGAAGCAGGAGAAAGGGAUCAGGUACCUAGGGAGGUUCACGAGCGAGCCGACGAUCCACCCCGUGGCUGCGAGUGAAGAGGAUAGCUCGUGGAGCUCGAGGAGGAGGCCGAGGAGGAAGACGAACAACUUCCACAACUCGCUGUUCGGGAUGAUGUCGGCUGCUGCGCAGAACGGGGAGAGUAAUCACAGCAAAGAGGCCUUGUUUCCUGUUGGCAGCAACAAUCCGAGCCAUGGGAAGAGUGUAGCUAGAGUGACGAUAAGCUGCCCGGAGAAGGGAAGCGAUACGAGGAAGCUUGUGGUGCUUCCUAAGACGUUUCAGGAGUUGCUUGACUUGGGGGAAAAGAAAUACGGGAUCAGGGUUGGCAAGGUUGUGACUGUGGAUAGGGUUGAGGUUGAUGAUAUUGAAGUGAUUAGAGAUGGUGAUGAAUUGAUGUUUGUUAGUGAAGGAACUACUGCUGCUACUCAUGAUAGGUGAUUGAUAAUUGGCAAAUUGCUACCUCUGCAAGUGUAUAGUUUGGUUUUUUGAUGAUGGGGGAAGGAAGAUGGUGUUCGAUCCUCGUUGUUUACAUCACUUAGCCGGAUAUCCGGACCAACUAGAUUACAACGGAUUGAUAUGUAUACAUCGAAGCGAGUAUCAAAUUAAUUUCGUUAUCCUUA